Hibiscus syriacus is the source of this 749-nucleotide messenger RNA. RefSeq lists its product as uncharacterized. The record is from RefSeq and is a predicted model, not a curated record. The transcript has 4 exons. Bases 188 to 748 code for a protein of 186 amino acids. Lineage: Eukaryota; Viridiplantae; Streptophyta; Magnoliopsida; Malvales; Malvaceae.
CCUUUCUUCUUUGCUCCAUUGUUUCCUCUCUCUUGUUUCUCCGUACUUUUUUUAGAUUUUUUUUCAAUUUUUUAUAUCGUUCUCUGUUCAUGUUUAGUACCUACUCCAACAGUUCAUCAACGCACUGUACAGUUAAAAUCAAAGGGAUAUCGAAUUUCAAUAGUUAAAAAAAACGUCAAAGGAACAAAUGAUGCAGCAGUUUGCGAUCCAGCGAACCGCUACUGGAAGUAACCGUGAGGAUUUGCAGAGCUCUUUUUCGGUUUCGGUUAUGGUUACGGAUCGGAGAGAGGCCGUUGUUUGCCCGAAACCACGUCGUUUGGGUCUCCUAAACACCUCUUUCAACGACCACCCUGUUAGAUCCCUCAGAUGGCAAAUUAGCCAUCAAACCGAGCUUGGUGAUUCAAAAGCAGGGAGUGAUAUUUUGGAUAUGAUUCUUACAAAGCAGGGUGGUUGUAGAGCGGAACAAGUAGUGUCGUCGCCCCCAUUUUUUUGUGGGUCGCCGCCGAGUAGAGUAGCUAACCCGUUAAUUCAAGAUGCUCGAUUUGUGGACGACAACGUCCUCACCCCUCUGUCACAACCGUCUACGAACCUGCCUAUGUCCGGCUUGCCGUCAUCGUCUCCGGCAUCCUCUUCAAGGAAAGGAGGCUGCAUCCGAGCAAAUUUUGUUAACAAUCCAGCAGUGAGAGUAGAGGGGUUCGAUUGCCUCGACAAAGAUCGCCGGAGUUGCAGCAUCCCGGCGCUGGCCUAGA